UUGAUGCUUAGUCGUGAAAUUACCGUUCGUGAAUACCAAUGAUCAUUGGUUGAUGAUUAAUCGUUGAUCAUGGGUUGAACGAUCCGAUGUUUAGCAACCGGUUUGGUGAAUACGGCCGUGAGUCUUCGACUCCCACUUCGACUUCCGCAUCUCUCUUCCUACAGUAACCUGUUUCUUUAGCAACCACUGUAAAUAUAAACAUUUGUCUGGAAGUGUUCACCUGGUGGACCCACAGUACACGUGCCUCGUUCAUCAGUAUUAGGACUACUAGGAAAAUAAUUCAAGUUAAAAUUAAUGGAUGGAUUAGAAAAAACUUCAGCUUUUCAAUUAGAUGAUGCUGCGGCUGUAGAAUAUUUAAAAGCCGUAACACAAGUUUUAGCUAAAUAUGCGUGGAUAUAUAAUGUCCGUAAUACCGAUAUCUUUCAACAUAACGUUUUAGAAAACAUACCUUUAAGUUGGUGUGAAGUUUUAAAUGAUCUUUCAUGUGAAAAUUUUUGUCAAUUACCAUUUAAUCUUACAAAGGAUAACUGGCCUUUAUCAUUAUCAUCAUUUGUUAGUGAAUGCCAUCAACUUGGAAAUUUCCGAUUUCCACCAAGUACACUUCAAGAUAAGCAGAAAACUGUUGAAAAGUCAAAUUAUGUGCAUGAAAAAGUGGCUUCUAAAAAGCAGUUUGAAAUUGAAGUCAUGGCUAAUCUGAUUGACAGAGUUUGUCAGGAUUUAGAGUGCCAUGUGAUAUUAGAUAUUGGUUCUGGUUUGGGUUAUCUUGAUCAAAUUCUUCAUCAUAAUUUCAAUCUCAAGUGCAUUGGUCUUGAUUCAUCUGUAAAAUAUACUUUGGCUGCUAGAGAUCGUUUAAAGAAAGAUUCCUGCAAAAAUUCAAUGCAACAUAGAACACUAGAAGUAAAAUAUUCAGAAAAAUGUGUUGAAGAUAUAAAAUCCAUAUUAAAUGAAAAAGAGAAUUGGAAAUGCAGUUGCUUUGCCCAGGAAGCAAAUGGUCCUGUGGUGAUGGUGGGCCUCCAUAGUUGUGGAAAUCUAGCACAAGAUAUGAUGAAGUUGUUUUGUCAGAUGGAUGAACUUGCUGCUCUAGUCUGUGUUGGAUGUUGUUACAACAAAAUAAAUCUCAAAGAUUUUCCAAUGAGUAGAACUGCACAAAGUGCUCUGGAAGAAACUUGUAUGAAACACCCAGAAUGGAGGCCAUGCACAUCUGGUCUUAGGCUUGCAGCUCAUGGCACAAGGUCGCACUCCAUCAAUAUGUUAAUGAAUCCACAUACAUUAAAAUGUUUGUUUUACAGAGGUUUGAUAGAAUAUUAUAUUAAAAAAGAAAAUAUCACUUGGCAGCAGCCGAAGAGACAUAUCAGGUCUUCAGAUCUCCUUAAUUUUGAAAUAUAUUGCAAGAAUAUGCUGAGUAAUCAUCCUUUGGGUAAUGAUGAAACAACAUUUAAAAAUUUAAAGAUUUUAUUUGAUGAAAAAGUUCAUCUUUUUCCUAGAGUGAGAAUAUUGUUGGUUUUACAGUUGUUGUUGCAGCCUUUAUGGGAAGGUUUUAUUAUUGUUGAUAGAAUCUUAUAUUUUAGAGAAAAAUCUAUGCGUGCUAAUGUUUUAGCAUUAUGGGAUGAUGCUAAAUCAUCUCGGAAUUUAGCUCUUUGUGUAUAUAAAAGGCAUAUCUUGCUUAACAAGCAGCUCCCGUAACGAGGAAACAUCAUGAUGUUACAUGCAGGAUUAGUACCAAAGAAUUUUGCUUGCAUGUCUGUGUUGAGCACUUGUUUGAAGAAAAUCUCAAUUUUCGCAUGGAAGAAGUAUUGACCGCAAAGCGUGGUCGAGCGUGACUCCGAGGAGUUUUAGCAACGGUCUAUGAAAUCUUCAUCGACGAAAGAUCAGGGUACUGGAGGUGGAUCGCUACGACGUUGAUGAGCUAGUGAAAGAACAUAUCCAGAAUUUCAGAAAAAAAAUACGAAAUUGCAUUCUGUACCAACAAAGAAUUUUGGACGAGAUCGGAUCGGGAGAGAGGAGAAUAAUAACCUCAGUGGAGUAACAAUUUUCUGGGGAAUAAGGGAGAUAUGGGAAAUUCUUGC
Argiope bruennichi is the source of this 2066-nucleotide messenger RNA. Its product is annotated as methyltransferase-like protein 25B. NCBI's taxonomy places the organism in Eukaryota, Metazoa, Arthropoda, Arachnida, Araneae, Araneidae. The record is from RefSeq and is a predicted model, not a curated record. The transcript has 11 exons. The coding region runs from base 295 to 1683 and encodes 462 amino acids.